Messenger RNA from Culex quinquefasciatus (southern house mosquito), 1851 nucleotides. RefSeq names its product dual specificity mitogen-activated protein kinase kinase 6 (gene lic). The transcript is spliced from 6 exons. Gene Ontology annotation, biological process: protein phosphorylation; stress-activated MAPK cascade. Lineage: Eukaryota; Metazoa; Arthropoda; Insecta; Diptera; Culicidae. The record is from RefSeq and is a predicted model, not a curated record. The coding region runs from base 406 to 1425 and encodes 339 amino acids. Gene Ontology annotation, molecular function: ATP binding; MAP kinase kinase activity.
UCUCCGUCCUCUGUGGCUGUCGCUUUGCAUUUGCAUGUUGAGAAGGAAUUUUUUCCACUAUUUUUGUGGAAUUAAAAUGUAUUUUUGUAGAAUUGUUUGAAUUUUGUAGUUGUAAAUAGUUUUUUGAAGCGGACUGUUUGCGUGAGUUCUGUGUGAUUUGGCAUUCGAUGGUGGGAGUGAUGUAAAAUCUGUGUUUUGAUUUCCGCUACAUCCGAGAUCGUGUGUUCCGCCGAGAUCGCCAUUAAUGGUCCAAAAGCGGAGUUGCGAGAUUAUUAUGUAAAAAAAGUCGUGUCCAACUUGAGCGGAUCAGUGUCGGAUUGAGAAGUGAGGAGUGGUUGUCGCAUCGCAUUGUAGCGUUUGUUCCUUAUUGCUUGUGCGAGGUUUAACCUUGAACUUGCCACCAAAAUGUCCCGACGUCCGAAAGGCCCCGGUCUCAAAAUUAACGUGACCGAAGCAACCAAUUCCACCCCAAUGACGCCCCCCAGGAACCUGGACAAAACGGCCACCAUUACCAUCGGCAGCAACACGUUUGUGGUUGAGGCAGACAACCUGGAGAAAAUUUGCGAUCUGGGCCGGGGAGCGUACGGAAUUGUGGAGAAGAUGCGCCACAAGCAGACCAACACCAUAAUGGCCGUGAAGCGGAUAACGGCCACCGGUCAAACCCAGGAGCAGAAGCGGCUGCUGAUGGAUUUGGACAUUUCGAUGCGGGCCAGUGACUGCCAGUACACGGUCCACUUUUACGGGGCGUUGUUUCGCGAGGGCGACGUCUGGAUUUGCAUGGAAGUGAUGGACACUAGCAUAGACAAGUUUUACCCAAUCGUGUUCAAGAACGGCCGGAAAAUGCCCGAGGACAUUCUCGGCAAGAUUGCAGUCGCAGUUGUUAAUGCACUUAAUUAUCUGUACACCAAGCUGCGUGUUAUCCAUAGAGAUGUAAAGCCGUCCAAUAUACUUAUCAAUAGGCAAGGCGACGUGAAAAUUUGCGAUUUUGGAAUUUCAGGAUAUCUGGUAGAUUCCGUUGCUAAAACGAUCGAUGCUGGCUGUAAACCUUACAUGGCACCGGAAAGGAUAGAUCCGCAAGGAAAUCCUGGCGAAUACAACAUCAAAUCAGACGUUUGGUCCCUGGGCAUAAGCUUAAUUGAGAUGGCCACCGGAAACUUCCCGUACAGCACGUGGGGUUCGCCGUUCGAGCAGCUAAAACAGGUCGUCAAAGAUGACCCUCCCCGGCUCCGGUCGGACGAUUUCGGCGAUGUGUUCAAAAACUUAAUCAUCGCUUGCCUGCAGAAAAAUUUCCAAAACCGGUACAACUACGAACAGCUGCUGAACCACCCUUUCAUCCAGGAGCACACGGAAAAGACGACCGAUGUGGCGACGUUCGUCAGUGAGAUUCUGGAUUUGGCUGCCGGGCCGCCGCCGCCGACCAACUAGUGAUAUAUACAAAAAGAAAAGUGCACCAGCCGCGCCUAGUUAGGGUUUUUAAAAGAAACAUAUUUAAUUUAAGAGUUUUCUGGUCGAAGAAAAGAUGCGGAUUUACAGUGCGCCUUUGUGCAGCAGUUGUUGCGAAAAAUUUACAAUUAAUAUGCCAUAAUUUUGAUUUUCUUUUUCACGUUUCUUUCUUUCGCUAUUUGUUCAAUUACUUACUCACACAAAAUGUUAGGUAAACAUAAUUCGAUUCUAAAUCAUUAUUUUUCGACGGAAGUUUCUUUAAAUUGAUCGGAGAAUGCGUUUGAAAGUUUUUUCUGUGUACAAAUUUGUCUGUAGGACAUUAUUCGAAUAUAACUAUUUCAUCUUUAGGUAGCAUUGAGUAUGAUUCGAUUGAUAGUUAUAUUGAAUAAAAAAAAACUUAUUAAUAUC